GUCAGAGUGUUGGCAGAGCUGCAGGAGAGGAGACGUCUCUCUGUUUCUCUCUGAAGACUAAUUCAACUGAAGACAAACACUGGUUGUAGAGAUGUCUGCUGCCAGCUGUCUGCUGACUGAAGAUCAGUUCCUGUGCUCCAUCUGUCUGGAUGUCUUCACUGAUCCUGUCACCUUAUCAUGUGGACACAACUUCUGUCAAAACUGCAUCACUGAACACUGGGAUAGUAAUGUCUCCUGUCAGUGUCCCAACUGUAAAGAGAGGUUCUCCAGCAGACCACAGCUGAAGAUCAACACCUUCAUCAAGGAGAUGUCUGCUCAGUUCAGACAGUCAGCUCAGCAGAAAUCCAGCAGCAGCAGCUCAGAGAGACAAGUUUCCAAACCAGGAGAAGUUCCCUGUGACGUCUGCACUGGAACCAAAGUGAAGGCCCUGAAGUCCUGCCUGGUGUGUCUGGCUUCUUACUGUGAGACUCACCUGGAGCCUCAUCUGACCAAGUCAGGUCUGAAGAGACAUCAGCUGAUGGACCCUGUGGAGAACCUGGAAGACAGGAUGUGUGAGAAGCACGACAAACUGCUGGAGCUGUUCUGUAAGAACGACCAGAGGUGUGUCUGCGUGCUGUGCUCAGUUACAGACCACAAGACUCAUGAUGUUGUUCCUCUGAGAGAAGAAUAUGAAGGAAAGAAGGCCGAGCUGGGGAAGACAGAGGCUGAAAUUCAGCAGAUGAUCCAGAAGAGACGAGUGAAGAUUGAAGAGCUCAAACACUCAGUGGAGCUCAGUGAUGAGAACGCAGACAGAGAGAUAGCAGAAGGUGUUGGAGUCUUCAGCGCUCUGAAAGAAUCUGUAGAGAGACGCCAGGCUGAGCUCAUCAACAGCAUCAAAGAGAAGCAGAGAGAGACGGAGAAACAGGCUGAAGGCUUCAUCAGAGAGCUGGAACAGGAAAUCUCUGAGCUGGAGAAGAGACGUGCUGAGGUGGAGCAGCUCUCACGCUGUGAAGACCACCUCCAACUCCUCCAGAACUUCACGUCUCUGAACGCUGCUCCACCCACCAAGGACUGGACUGAAGUCAGAGUCCAUCCACCUUCAUAUGAGGGGACUGUGGUGAGAGCUGUGAAGCAGCUGGAGGAGACCAUCAGUGAACAGAUGAAGAAGCUGUUUGAGACUGAGCUGAAGAGAGUCCAGCAGUAUGAGGUGGAUGUGACUCUAGAUCCUGAUGUAGUUUAUCCCAGAUCUCCCGACAGACCCCAGGAUAAUAGCUGUAGAUGUGUCUUAUCAAAGCAUGGUUUCACUUCAGGCAGAUUUUACUUUGAAGCCAAGGUUAAAAAGUGGCCAUCAUGGACUGUAGGAGUGGUCAGAAAGAUGGCCAACAUGGAGAAAACCACACUGAGCCCCACAAACGGUCACUGGACUAUAUGUCUGGAUCGUCGAGGCAACUACUUCGCUGCUGCUGGUCCAUCAGUCUGCCUCUCUCUUCAGUCUGGUCCUGAGAAGGUGGGGGUGUUUGUGGAUUAUGAGGAGGGUCUGGUCUCCUUUUAUUGUGUUGAUGCUGCAGCUCUGAUCUACUCCUUUACUGGCUGCUCCUUCACUGAGAAAAUCUACCCGUACUUCAGUCCCUGCAGGAAUGAUGGUGCCACAAUCCACAAGGGUUUUUCUCCACUGACGUUAUUUUUUUUAAAACAUUAA
Molecule: messenger RNA, 1678 nt
Organism: Cheilinus undulatus (humphead wrasse)
Lineage: Eukaryota; Metazoa; Chordata; Actinopteri; Labriformes; Labridae
Product: E3 ubiquitin-protein ligase TRIM39-like
Exons: 2
Coding region: 92-1678 (528 amino acids)
Biological process (GO): protein ubiquitination
Molecular function (GO): zinc ion binding; protein binding; ubiquitin-protein transferase activity
Source: RefSeq, a predicted model, not a curated record